Ectocarpus sp. CCAP 1310/34 is the source of this 297-nucleotide messenger RNA. The record is from the annotation of a GenBank genome assembly. Lineage: Eukaryota; Phaeophyceae; Ectocarpales; Ectocarpaceae.
AUGAUGACCACUGCCAUCCCUUCUCCUCGGCGAGGCUGCCACCCUCCGGGCCUCGUCACGGUGGCGAAGAACCUUCUUCGGCUGCUGGUCGUGCUAGUUGUGCUCAUCACCUCAGCCGCCGCUGACACCCCUGGCCAAGACGGGGGGGAGCCAACGGCGGAAGUCGCCACCUACAUCCACAGCUGCGACGAUCUUGUAAUGGACAGGACAGUCGUUCGCGGCUCCGUUGCCCUCAUGGGCAACAUCAUCUGCGCUGAGACCAAGGGAAUGCGCCAGGAAGCGCCACCAGCGCAGUGA